AUGGCAGACGCGUCAUCAACCAAGCAGUCCAUUGUCCAGACACUCAACGAUGCGCAACGCCGUGCCGUGAGCUCCGGUGCGACUACGGUUGCAAUUCUUGCAGGCCCAGGGAGCGGCAAGACGCAUACCUUGGCGUCACGAGUCGUAUGGCAGGUCGAUGUAGUUGGCUAUCGACCAGAGGAUGUUGUUGUGGCUACCUUCACCGUCAAGGCGGCACGCGAGAUGGGGGAGCGCAUAUGUAAGGUCUUGGGCCCAGAGAGAGGGCGAAAGGUUGUGCUUGGGACCUUCCACAGCAUAGCGAGGCGCUACCUCGCGGCGUACGGCAAAAAAAUCGGCCUGGAUCAGAAGUUUGGCAUUGCAGACGACUCUGAUUCGCGAGCCAUCAUCACCCGUAUCUGCAAAAGACACCACCUUGGCAUAGACCCCGCGAUGGCCAGAGGGUGGAUCAGCAAGAAAAAGAGCAGGGCAGACGAUCGUGUUGUGUUGUCGCAGCAAGAGAAAGCAGCCAAGCACGGGAAACAACAACCGAUUCAUUCACGAGAGUUGGAAACUUGCUACGAAGAAUAUCAAGCACAGCUUACACGAUCAAACUUACUAGACUACGAUGAUCUGCUAGUCAAGGGUGUCGAACUCUUGCGCGCGGCACCAGGGUGUGUCUCAAACGUGCAGGCUGUCUUGAUAGACGAAUAUCAAGACACGAACGGAGUCCAGUAUGACUUCAUGAAGCUGCUAGCACAGCGUCAUGGCCGUAUAACAGUCGUCGGAGACCCGGAUCAGAGUAUCUACGGGUGGCGCUCGGCCGACACUAGAAAUCUUAGCCGUAUGUUUACCGACUUUCCGACGACAGACAAGGUUGCAUUGGAAGAAAAUUAUAGAUCUUCAGAAAGUAUUCUCGCAACUUCUCUCAAGAUUAUUCAACAAGAAGAGAAGCGGUUCGACAAGGUGCUAAAGGCUGUGCAUACACGAGGAACAAGACCGGUCCUGCGGAAGCUGAGAAAUUCGGCACAGGAGGCUGAAUGGAUCGUCGCCGAGCUUCGCAGGACUAUCCUUCUCUCCGGAAACAUGAUGACACACGAUGACGUCGCCAUACUUCUCCGGUCAGCAGCACUCUCCAGGCACAUAGAGGGCGCUUUGGGCAAGGCGGGAAUUCCUUACCGAAUGGUUGGCGGUUUCAAAUUCUAUGAACGCGCAGAGAUCAAACUCAUCCUUGACUACCUGCGCGUUAUCUGUCAACCGGACAACAAUGAUGCGCUGGCCAGAAUCAUCAAUGUUCCAAAACGAGGAGCUGGUGACGCAACCAUCAAAGCUCUUCUUGAGGAAGCCGAAAAGUCCCAACAGAGUCUAUGGUCUUUGCUUCGAAAGCAUUGUAUUGGAGGCAAGCAAGCAAAGACACCACUCAGGAAGCAAGUGGAGCAAAAGAUUUCGGGCGGUCUCAUCAGGCUGAUACUGGAUAUCCGCAAGAAGAUGGACGAAUCCACACCUGAGACUCCAUAUAGUAUGCUUGAUAUCAUCAGCCAGGUGCUCUCUCGGCUGGAUUUUGAGCAGCAUCUAAAAGACACAUACAACGAUGAGUGGGAAGGCAGGUGGGCGAAUGUGCAGGAGUUUAUCAACCUCGCCACCGACUUCAUGACGGGAAAUGAAGCUGAAGAAAAGCUUCCGGAGAUUGACGGGCUGCAGCAGACCCCCGAGCGUGACACACUGGCCAGAUUCCUUGCCAACGUGUCACUUGCUACAGAUGUGCAAACCAACGACCCUGGCCAAAACCGACCGACGGUUACGGUAUCGACGAUUCAUGCCGCCAAAGGUCUGGAAUGGCCUGUUGUGUUCAUACCGGCGGCGUACAAUGGCAGUAUACCGCACAUAAGAUCCGAAGAUGGUGACGAGGAACGCCGGUUGUUGUACGUGGCGAUGACACGGGCAAAGGCGCUUCUGUACCUCAGCUACCCGGUUGUUGGUGGCUAUGGUAACGGCGAGAAGGUCACUCUAUCAUCUUUCCUCUCGGGCGUGGAGAGUUGUUUUGCAGCACAAGGGCCAACUUUCAACUCGACCGUCCUGGAGGAACUGGCUCGCAUUCUAAGGAGGAAAGCCCCAUCGCAAAAGGACGUGUUUGGCCGGCUGAAGCCAUUCGAAGUGUCGAUGGAGGACGAUAUUUUCCCUCCUGAUCCUGAGCAGGAUUUGGGUAGGUCUGAGAACAAGAUUGGUCUUAGCCGGUCAAGUUCAGGAUCGGGAGCAUCCCAGUGGCAACCGCCGACGAAAAGGCAAAGAAUCCAUUCCGCCAGCGGAGGGCUGGAGCAACAAGACCAGUCAUGGCAUCAAGAAUAUUCGACAACAAUGCAACAGGCAUCCGGGUUCACCGUGUCAUCGCUUCCUGGGUUUGUCACUGCCGGGGUCCAUCACUCUGCAUUCCCGGUCCUUGAUCCACAGUAUAGCAGAGACUCAAAAACAGGCCAGCCAAAUCGUGGUGCUGGUCAGAGGAGCCUGCUAGGUUUCGUGACCAAUCCCGGGCAACCAAGGACUGGAGCCGGAUCACAGAAGCAGAUAUCACAAGCACCUCAAAAAAACAGCAGUGGUAUUCAUCAUCCAAGACCUCCACAAUCAGAAUGUCAGCAGGGUUGGAGUAACAACCAGAUGGCAGGCAAACCGGCGAUAGCGCCAGAAUUGGCAAACCAUCGCCUGGGGGGCGCCCGCCCAACCACAUUGGCCCGCCCGGGACCUCAAGCGAAGCGGGAGCAGGGAGGCAUCUCGACCAGAAAUCAAUAUGCACACCUUUCCAGCUCUCCAACAAAGGCCCAGCCACAAGAGGAAGCCAAUGACCCCACAUCAUCGCCUCCUGCACCGACGCGACCUGUUUCCACCUUUCACACCACGACCUGUACCAUGCCACAAGGCCAAGGAGGCUUCAAGAGGCCAGCGGCGUUGACCAGAGAGGGUAUAGCUCCCAUGGAUAGGUUGCGGAAGCCAUUUAAGCCGCUUACCAUCAACCGUUCAAUGGGGAGCUAG
This is a messenger RNA of Pyricularia pennisetigena, 3000 nucleotides long. RefSeq lists its product as uncharacterized. NCBI's taxonomy places the organism in Eukaryota, Fungi, Ascomycota, Sordariomycetes, Magnaporthales, Pyriculariaceae. Bases 1 to 3000 code for a protein of 999 amino acids. The record is from RefSeq and is a predicted model, not a curated record. The transcript has 2 exons. Gene Ontology annotation, biological process: recombinational repair. Gene Ontology annotation, cellular component: nucleus. Gene Ontology annotation, molecular function: hydrolase activity; 3'-5' DNA helicase activity; DNA binding.